AUGCGCAAAAACGGCUGCGCAGAAACGGCUGCGCAGAAACGGCUGCGCAGAAACGGCUGCGCAGAAACGGCUGCGCAGAAACGGCUGCGCAGAAACGGCUGCGCAGAAACGGCUGCGCAGAAACGGCUGCGCAGAAACGGCUGCGCAGAAACGGCUGCGCAGAAACGGCUGCGCAGAAGCGGCUGCGCAGAAGCAGCUGCGCAGAAUCAGCUGCGCAGAAUCAGCUGCGCAGAAGCAGCUGCGCAGAAGCAGCUGCGCAGAAGCAGCUGCGCAGAAACAGCUGCGCAGAAGCAGCUGCGCAGAUACAGCUGCGCAGAUACAGCUGCGCAGAAACGGCUGCGCAGAAACGGCUGCGCAGAAACGGCUGCGCUGAUACGGCUGCGCAGAAACGGCUGCGCAGAAACGGCUGCGCAGAAACGGCUGCGCAGAAGCGGCUGCGCAGAAGCGGCUGCGCAGAAGCGGCUGCGCAGAAGCGGCUGCGCAGAAGCGGCUGCGCAGAAACGGCUGCGCAGAUACGGCUGCGCAGAAACGGCUGCGCAGAAACGGCUGCGCAGAAACGGCUGCGCAGAAACGGCUGCGCAGAAACGGCUGCGCAGAAACGGCUGCGCAGAAACGUAUGCGCAGAAACGGCUGCGCAGAAACGGCUGCGCAGAAACGGCUGCGCAGAAACGGCUGCGCAGAAACGGCUGCGCAGAAACCGCUGCGCAGAAACGGCUGCGCAGAAACGGCUGCGCAGAAACGGCUGCGCAGAAACGGCUGCGCAGAAACGGCUGCGCAGAAACGGCUGCGCAGAAACGGCUGCGCAGAAACGGCUGCGCAGAAACAGCUGCGCAGAAACAGCUGCGCAGAAACAGCUGCGCAGAAACAGUGCGCAGAAACAGCUGCGCAGAAACAGCUGCGCAGAAACAGCUGCGCAGAUACAGCUGCGCAGAUACAGCUGCGCAGAUACAGCUGCGCAGAAACAGCUGCGCAGAAACAGCUGCGCAGAUACAGCUGCGCAGAUACAGCUGCGCAGAAACAGCUGCGCAGAAACAGCUGCGCAGAAACAGCUGCGCAGAAACAGCUGCGCAGAAACAGCUGCGCAGAAACAGCUGCGCAGGAACAGCUGCUCAGAAACAGCUGCGCAGAAACAGCUGCGCAGAAACAGCUGCGCAGGAACAGCUGCGCAGGAACAGCUGCGCAGAAACAGCUGCGCAGGAACAGCUGCGCAGGAACAGCUGCGCAGGAACAGCUACGCAGGAACAGCUGCGCAGGAACAGCUGCGCAGGAACAGCUGCGCAGGAACAGCUGCGCAGGAACAGCUGCGCAGGAACAGCUGCGCAGGAACAGCUGCGCAGAAACAGCUGCGCAGAAACAGCUGCGCAGAAACAGCGGCGCAGAAACAGCGGCGCAGAAACACUCUAUAGCCUCCGGUUACAGGAGCGUACCUCCAUGUUCAAUGUUUUUUGGGCAGUUGAACAUCUGCGCAGAAGCGGCUGCGCAGGAACAGCUGCGCAGAAGCGGCUGCGCAGAAGCGGCUGCGCAGAAGCGGCUGCGCAGAAGCGGCUGCGCAGAAGCGGCUGCGCAGAAGCGGCUGCGCAGAAGCGGCUGCGCAGAAACGGCUGCGCAGAAACGGCUGCGCAGAAGCGGCUGCGCAGAAGCGGCUGCGCAGAAGCGGCUGCGCAGAAGCGGCUGCGCAGAAGCGGCUGCGCAGAAGCGGCUGCGCAGAAGCGGCUGCGCAGAAGCGGCUGCGCAGAAACGGCUGCGCAGAAACGGCUGCGCAGUAACGGCUGCGCAGAAACGGCUGCGCAGAAACGGCUGCGCAGAAACGGCUGCGCAGAUACGGCUGCGCAGAAACGGCUGCGCAGAAGCGGCUGCGCAGAAGCGGCUGCGCAGAAGCGGCUGCGCAGAAGCGGCUGCGCACAAGCGGCUGCGCAGAAGCGGCUGCGCAGAAGCGGCUGCGCAGAAGCGGCUGCGCAGAAGCGGCUGCGCAGAAGCGGCUGCGCAGAAGCGGCUGCGCAGAAGCGGCUGCGCAGAAGCGGCUGCGCAGAAGCGGCUGCGCAGAAACGGCUGCGCAGAAACGGCUGCGCAGAAACGGCUGCGCAGCAGCAGCUGCGCAGAAGCAGCUGCGCAGAAGCAGCUGCGCAGAAACAGCUGCGCAGAUGCAGCUGCGCAGAAACAGCUGCGCAGAAACAGCUGCGCAGAAACAGCUGCGCAGAAACAGCUGCGCAGAAGCGGCUGCGCAGAAGCGGCUGCGCAGAAGCGGCUGCGCAGAAGCGGCUGCGCAGAAGCGGCUGCGCAGAAGCGGCUGCGCGGAAGCGGCUGCGCGGAAGCGGCUGCGCGGAAACGGCUGCGCAGAAGCGGCUGCGCAGAAGCGGCUGCGCAGAAGCGGCUGCGCAGAAGCGGCUGCGCAGAAGCGGCUGCGCAGAAGCGGCUGCGCAGAAACGGCUGCGCAGAAACGGCUGCGCAGAAACGGCUGCGCAGAAACGGCUGCGCAGAAACGUAUGCGCAGAAACGGCUGCGCAGAAACGGCUGCGCAGAAACGGCUGCGCAGAAACGGCUGCGCAGAAACGGCUGCGCAGAAACGGCUGUGCAGAAACGGCUGCGCAGAAACGGCUGCGCAGAUACGGCUGCGCAGAUACAGCUGCGCAGAUACAGCUGCGCAGAAACAGCUGCGCAGAUACAGCUGCGCAGAAACAGCUGCGCAGGAACAGCUGCGCAGAAACAGCUGCGCAGAAACAGCUGCGCAGAAACAGCUGCGCAGGAACAGCUGCGCAGGAACAGCUGCGCAGGAACAGCUGCGCAGGAACAGCUGCGCAGAAACAGCUGCGCAGGAACAGCUGCGCAGGAACAGCUGCGCAGGAACAGCUGCGCAGCAACAGCUGCGCAGAAACAGCUGCGCAGAAACAGCUGCGCAGAAACAGCUGCAGAAACAGCUGCGCAGAAACAGCGGCGCAGAAACAGCGGCGCAGAAACAGCGGCGCAGAAACAGCGGCGCAGAAACACUCUAUAGCCUCCGGUUACAGGAGCAAGCGGCUGCGCAGAAGCGGCUGCGCAGAAGCGGCUGCGCAGAAGCGGCUGCGCAGAAGCGGCUGCGCAGAAGCGGCUGCGCAGAAGCGGCUGCGCAGAAGCGGCUGCGCAGAAGCGGCUGCGCAGAAGCGGCUGCGCAGUAGCGGCUGCGCAGUAGCGGCUGCGCAGAAGCGGCUGCGCAGAAGCGGCUGCGCAGAAACGGCUGCGCAGAAACGGCUGCGCAGAAACGGCUGCGCAGAAACGGCUGCGCAGAAACGGCUGCGCAGAAGCGGCUGCGCAGAAGCGGCUGCGCAGAAGCGGCUGCGCAGAAGCGGCUGCGCAGAAGCGGCUGCGCAGAAGCGGCUGCGCAGAAGCGGCUGCGCAGAAGCGGCUGCGCAGAAGCGGCUGCGCAGAAGCGGCUGCGCAGAAGCGGCUGCGCAGAAGCGGCUGCGCAGAAACGGCUGCGCAGAAACGGCUGCGCAGAAACGGCUGCGCAGAAACGGCUGCGCAGAAACGGCUGCGCAGAAACGGCUGCGCAGAUACGGCUGCGCAGGAACGGCUGCGCAGGAACGGCUGCGCAGGAACGGCUGCGCAGGAACGGCUGCGCAGGAACGGCUGCGCAGGAACGGCUGCGCAGGAACGGCUUCGCAGGAACGGCUGCGCAGCAGCGGCUGCGCAGAAGCGGCUGCGCAGAAGCGGCUGCGCAGAAGCGGCUGCGCAGUAGCGGCUGCGCAGAAGCGGCUGCGCAGAAGCGGCUGCGCAGAAGCGGCUGCGCAGAAGCGGCUGCGCAGAAGCGGCUGCGCAGAAGCGGCUGCGCAGAAGCGGCUGCGCAGAAGCGGCUGCGCAGAAGCGGCUGCGCGGAAGCGGCUGCGCAGAAGCGGCUGCGCAGAAGCGGCUGCGCAGAAGCGGCUGCGCAGAAACGGCUGCGCAGAAACGGCUGCGCAGAAACGGCUGCGCAGAAACGGCUGCGCAGGAACGGCUGCGCAGAAACGGCUGCGCAGAAACGGCUGCGCAGAAACGGCUGCGCAGAAACGGCUGCGCAGAAACGACUGCGCAGAAACAGCUGCGCAGAAGCAGCUGCGCAGAAGCAGCUGCGCAGAAUCAGCUGCGCAGAAGCAGCUGCGCAGAAGCAGCUGCGCAGAAGCAGCUGCGCAGAAACAGCUGCGCAGAAACAGCUGCGCAGAUACAGCUGCGCAGAUACAGCUGCGCAGAAACGGCUGCGCAGAAACGGCUGCGCAGAAACGGCUGCGCAGAAACGGCUGCGCAGAAACGGCUGCGCAGAAACGGCUGCGCUGA
Messenger RNA from Schistocerca nitens (vagrant locust), 4284 nucleotides. Its product is annotated as trichohyalin-like. The record is from RefSeq and is a predicted model, not a curated record. The transcript has 3 exons. Bases 1 to 4284 code for a protein of 1427 amino acids. NCBI's taxonomy places the organism in Eukaryota, Metazoa, Arthropoda, Insecta, Orthoptera, Acrididae.